AAUGCGACCUAACAGAAAGAAACCAAAGAUCGAUCAGACCAAACCAGAUAUGAAGUUCAUCAAGUCUCUAGGAAAGGGUACGUACGGCUCCGUAGAUCUCUUCAGUUACACCAAAGACGACGGCUCAACGUUCUACAACGCCAUGAAGAUCUCUGAUUCUAAAUACUACAACUCUAUCGACAGAGAGUUUAAGGUCCUUUCGAAACUCAGAGGAUGUCCUGGAAUCGUGCAAUCUUUUGGUAACUCACUGCUUCAAGAAACCGAUUCUGAUGGAAAGAAAGUCUACAAGAUGGCCAUAGAGUACGCAGCUGGUGGUAACCUAACCGACUUCAUCCGAAUAAACCGAAAGUUAUCGGACACGUUCGUUAAAGACUUCACUCGGAUGCUUCUCCAAGGACUUGCGUCGGUACAUGACCACGGUUAUGUCCACUGCGAUCUUAAACCGGAGAAUCUCCUUCUCUUCCCGCGUCACGAUCAAGAAACGCGGUUUUGCUCGUACGAGUUAAAGAUUUCGGAUUUUGGAUUGACGAUAAAGGCAGGAGAGGAGUCUGUCUGUUGGGAAACCAAAUCUCCGUUUGUCGGAACGCCGUUAUACAUGUCUCCGGAGUCGGUACGGGACGGUACCGCCGUGGAGAAAACCCUAGACUUGUGGUCGUUAGGUUGCGUGGUGUUGGAGAUGUGUGUAGGUAAGCAUCCGUGGGCAGGGCUUAGUGUUGAUGAUAUAAAGUCUCGUUUGUUGUGUGGGAAGGCGCCGGAGAUUCCAGAGACUGUGCCUUGUGACGCAAGGAAGUUUGUGGAGAAGUGUUUUGCAAGAAAGCCUGAAGAGAGGGGAAGUGCUUCUGAGCUGUUGUUGCAUCCGUUUUUGGUCGGAGAGAGGAAGGUGGAUGGUGCCGGCGGCGGCGGCGGAGGAGAGAGGAGGCGGGUGGGGUUGAGGAUCAGAAAACCACCGGAGAGGUUUGACGAUAUUGCAAAGAAGCCAUUGAAAUUGAAGAUUAUCUCAUCUAAGUCCUCGCAGUUUAAGAGAGUUUCGAAUAAACCCCAAAAGGUUAAGAUUGGUCGUCCUUGACUCCCAAAAUCUAAUUUUGCUCCCGUGCAGUAGUUUCCUGAAACUAAAAGUACCGCUGUUACUCUGUCAAAAAUGUUAAUUUUGGCGAUUAUCAAAUUGUAUGUUAUAUGAAAAUCGAUAAUGCAUAUAUUUCCAGUUUUUCGAAAAUUUAUGUCUAGUUAAUGUUAAUGCUCAAUAUAUUUCCUCAAAUGUUUGGGCCGAAACAUAAGGCCUGUUGAAGAAUUGGCCCAUCGAGAAGCUUAGUGGUAGAAUCACCAACAUGAAAUUAAGGAAGAACUUCUUUUGGUUAAUAAUAGGUUUAAGUAGCUAGCCAAUGUAUAUUUUUAGCAACGAAAAAUGAGAUAUAUUUAUGUAUACAUGACUCAUUUUGACGCACGAGGGUUCUAAUAUUAAAAAUCAAAUCAUUGUAAGAGUUUAUGUUUCCUUCUUGAAAUUUGUUUGUUUUAGACAAGAAAAUUGACAAGAGCGUCGGAGACAUAUAACAUAAUGUAGAGAAAGUUCCCCACAUACAUUGUUAAACCAUUAUCUGAAAAGAUGCUUUCACUAUAUUUUAUAUGUAGUUAUGUAUAUAUAGGAAUAUUCAUAAAUGGUGGUCCAAAUAAAAGAAACAAGACCCAUAUGAGUUUCAGACAAUAAUGAUAAUCACAAACCUACCAAAAGCUUUAGAUCUCCCAAAAGCUAUAAUAAUCCACAUUUCACAUUUGUAUGUAUGUCCAUAUUGACAUUUCACUUACAUAGACAGAGCUGAGAGACCCAUUCUCUCAAAUGUUGUUGUCACUGCCGAUACAGAAAUCUUACUCAUUCAAUCAUGUUUUUUUUUAACCUAACGCUUAUUUUUAACUCUCUUCUUUAUACUAAAUAUUUAUUCACAUUAUUUUUUAUCCGACUCUCUUACACGUUCUGAAACUAACGACUAUAUAAAUUUCAAACAAUAAGACAUGCAAUUUUAAACGUUAUCAUAUAUAGGAGUUCUAAGGACACGAGUGAGAGUAAAGCUAGGCUGAUACGUUUUUCUAUGCCGAAUUUAGAAAAAUUAUGUCGAUUAUUGCUGAUUUGUAGAACAUUGGUGUUUAGUUUUAAACUC
Messenger RNA from Brassica napus (rape), 2150 nucleotides. RefSeq names its product mitogen-activated protein kinase kinase kinase 20-like. NCBI's taxonomy places the organism in Eukaryota, Viridiplantae, Streptophyta, Magnoliopsida, Brassicales, Brassicaceae. Gene Ontology annotation, biological process: protein phosphorylation. The coding region runs from base 2 to 1066 and encodes 354 amino acids. The transcript has a single exon. The record is from RefSeq and is a predicted model, not a curated record. Gene Ontology annotation, molecular function: protein kinase activity; ATP binding.